CUAUAAAUAUUUAAAAUGACAUAUAUUACUAUUAUGUAUAGGACUUAUGCAAUACAAAUCUCAUAAUAUUACCACAAUUUCUCUCGAGAAUAAAAUAAUUAUCGCUACGCCACUGCACCCGGCAGCUGUUAUUGAUUAGAGGAGCGAUAAAAAUCCAGUCAACGCAAUUAUUGACAAUAGUACACGCUCUAGAGGCUUUAAAGUUAUCUAACAUCAAUCAAUUGGUUGGAUUCAUCUAUAGGGCCUGUAAAUUACGGGCAAAACCAUCCCAAAAACCUCAUAGAACUUCUAAAACAUGGCUAAGUUGGACGAACGUAUCGGCUUCAUAGGAGGCGGAAACAUGGCUUUUGCCAUUGGAUCCGGACUUGUGCGCUGCGGGAUCGUAAAGCCCAGCCAAGUGAUGGUCUCCGGUCCGCAUAUCGAGAACCUGAAGCGCUGGAGGGAUCUUGGUGCUGUUACAAGCGACGACAACUAUGAAGUCCUGGAACACCAGGAUAUUGUUUUUAUCUGCGUUAAGCCGCACAUUCUCACGACCUGCGCAAAUCAGUUAAAGUGCAAGCACGUGCGGUCGGAGAAGGACGCCAACAAGCUGAUUGUGUCUGUAUUGGCGGGUACCAGUAUCGGAAAGUUGGAGGAUGCUUUCUAUUUUAUGGGAGAACUGAAAGUAAUCCGCACCAUGCCGAACACCUCCAUGCAGGUGGGAGAGGGCUGUACCGUGUACACGGGCAACACUCGUGUCUCCCGUCACGAUCUAGAGAAGGUUCACCUAAUGCUCAACGCCCUGGGCUUAGCCCAACAGGUGCCAGAGCCCAUGAUUGACGCCGUGACAGGCGUGGCAGGAUGCGGACCUGCCUUUGUCUACACCAUUAUCGAGGCCCUGGCCGAUGGCGGGGUCAAGCAGGGCGUUCCGCGCCAAAUGGCUAUACAGUUUGCUGCUCAAACACUGCUGGGAGCUGCCAAGACGGUGCUCCUCACCGGAAAACACCCAGCAGUGCUGCGGGAUGAAGUCUGCUCUCCCGGUGGCUCCACCAUCGUGGGCGUCCACGAACUGGAAAAGGGAAACCUCAGGGCUACUUUAAUAAACGCCGUGGAAAAGUCGUCACAGCGCUCCGCUGAACUUGGAAAGAAGUGAAUCUUCAGAUCCUUUUAAACCUCCUUUGCUCUCUACUUAUAAAGUAAAACGCGUGGUAUUGAUAUUACAAUAAUGACAAACAUAAAGCUUGA
Molecule: messenger RNA, 1224 nt
Organism: Drosophila eugracilis
Lineage: Eukaryota; Metazoa; Arthropoda; Insecta; Diptera; Drosophilidae
Gene: P5cr
Product: pyrroline-5-carboxylate reductase
Exons: 3
Coding region: 296-1132 (278 amino acids)
Biological process (GO): L-proline biosynthetic process
Molecular function (GO): pyrroline-5-carboxylate reductase activity
Source: RefSeq, a predicted model, not a curated record